AUGGCUCCACCGAAGACGAGUGAAUAUGAACAAGACCAUACAAAGGUAGAGGAGGAAGCGGGAGAUGAUGCUGCGCAUGGUCUGCGAACUGCAGCAAGUAGCGCAGAAAGUGCAAGUAACAAAGUUCAUGGACGUAGGAAGAGAGACACUAUAUAUAUAGUCGGUGGAGGAAUACCCGGAGUAAGAGUAAAGCAUGUUCCAAAUGAAGGGCAAGGUAAACAUGAUUUAAUUCUGGAAUUCGGUGGAAGGAGGGACCUCAACCACCUAACACAACCCACCUACCGUCACGACUACGAUGGGGAUGUUACCUGUGGCAAGCCUCAAUUACAGCAAAGCUUAAAGACUCUUAUAGAGAACUGGCAUAAGGACAGGAAUAAACAAAAUAGAGAGUGGGACCAAGUGUGGGAAGAAAUCGAAGGAAGGGUCGAGCUACUCUCCGAAGAUAUAUCAAAGCAUAAAGAAAGUAUGAAAAAAUAUUGUAAUGACCCCAGUGUGAAAGGAAAAACUUGGACAGAAGCAGAUAGUAAUGCUUGUAUGCUCAUCACUGCAGGAUUAAAGCAUAUAUACGAAAUUAAAGAGGACACGGGCAAAAAUGGCGAACAGGCCAGAAAGAAUAAUAGAACCUUCAGGGCCACUGCGGCAUGUAUCAUAUUGAAUGAACUCAUAAAAAAAUUAGAAAAAAAGGCAAAAUCCUGUACCCAGAUAAUAAGCAUAAAGGAAGGCAUAAAACAAGCCUUUAAGGUCAGUAAAGAAAUUAAGAAAGCUGUGUGCGAUAAUGAUUUUGACUGUUUUGAGUGCACACAACAGCAGGACUAUUCAAACUGUACAAUGAACAAAGAACGAGUGGGAGAGAAAUUAAAGACGAAAAUCGAUAAGGACGAAAAAAUAAAAGAAGCACUCGGAGAGAUAUAUCCACCUUCCGACCCCAACUCCCCCACUGGAACAGCCACUAUUGGGGAAUGGUUUACGCAGUUUUCCACUAAUGUAACAGAAAAAGACAAGGAACAGUAUGAGGAACUCGGGGCCCUUUUAGCCUUGUGUGAGCAGAAUGAAGAUGAAGAAUCCUCUGGUAAGUGGGACAGGGAAAAGUACGGAAGCUUCUGUGAAAUUAUGAUAAAAAAUAUAAUAUUGACGACAGCCGUUCCAAAGCAAUAUAAAAACGAAAAGGGAAAAACAUCAUGUCAGAAGAUCGUAAAAGGAAUUCCUGUAUGUGAUUUAUUAAAAGUAUGGAUGUAUUAUAUGCCUUUCUUCUGUGCUCCAAAGGAAGUUAUAGAAGAGGCCCUUAGCCAAGUUAAAACUGUAAGGGAAGCAUUAAAUAAGAAUCAGAACUAUGUGCACUGCACUUAUGAUGAUGCACUAAAAAUUCCUUACGGAGGCGGAAAUGAUAUGGGAAGUGAAGCGUACGACCUAUUUGGCACAAGUACAUUAUAUAACAUGAUGAAAAAAACAACUAACAAGAAAGAAUGGUGCAAAAACGCUCCUGCGGGUGCUCCUGUUGCACGGGCUGAUAAGGAUACACCUGAUCGAGUGGUCCCCAGUGAUGACGCCUCAAAUAAAUUCAAAGAAAUUGUUGAGCAACUUGAGGAAGUAUUAGAACAGGAGGAGAAGGCAACAUCCCCAGCAAAGUCACCCUCAGUUGAUGACUGUAAUGGUAAAACCUCCUGUGAAUUUGUUAAGUGUAUAGCAGAUGAAUGGGCACGGAUCAGAUCACACGGACCUUCAAAGAAGCCAGAGAGUGAUGUUUGGAAUGACUUCCCCGAUAUAUUGAAAAGCUUGUCUAAUGCUAUGACCAACGGGCAGGGGACAAACGAAAAAGAAUGCGAAGGCAUUAAUGUGGCAGAUUCUACAAAGGAAGAAGCAAAUAAAAAAGCAUGUAAUUAUAUUGUUAAAGGGUUAACAUAUAUAUAUGGUAUUGACUUGUCUUAUGAUUCGGUUAAGCAGGCCAACCCUUAUCUCAACAAAAGGUUUCAGCAAACUAUGGCAUGUCUUUUAUUAAAUGAAUUCGCAAAACAAAUGAAAAGUAAGUGCCCUGAUUCGAAAGCAGGCAUAGACAAAGGAUUCGAAUCUUGGGAACAAAUUAAAGGAAAAAAAUGCACGAAUACUAGUUAUCCAUGUGUUGAUUGCAAAUGGGAAGAAGGCGACUAUUCAGAUUGCACAAUAGGCAAUGAACAAGUAAAGGACAAAGUAAAAGGAAUACUAGAUACGAAUGACAACAUAAAGAAAACUUUGGAGGACAUAUGUAAGAAGGAUGCGCCACCAGAAAAGACAGAAAAAACGCAAGAUACAGUACAACAACCUUCAGAGGAGGACGAUGAUGAACCCCCACCUCUUCCUGCUGUUCCUAACGGGGAUCAGGAUGAACCUUCUGUAGAUCCCGGUCCUGUUCCAGGGGGUGAACCUCAUGCUGAAGCAGAACCUAUUCCCGGGAAUACUGAUCCAAACCAAUCUCCUCAAGAACCUGCUGCUGCUGGAGAUACUCAUCUAGGUGCUGGAGGUGCCAGUUCCAUUCCUGACACCCCUUCCCCUUCCAAACUUACUAGCAAGAUUGACCUCCCUACAUCAUACCUUCCUUUAAUUCCUUCGGUGACUGGUAUCCUUGUUAUGAGUUAUCUCCUUUGGAAGUAUUUUGCCUUUCUUGGUAAGAGAAGAAAACGUUAUCGAAGAGCUCAUCAAGUAAAUGGUCCAACCAUACAGGAACAACUCCUUGCUUAUGUGGAGGAAGGUGGUCCACAUGAAUAUUACAUUGUGAAGGAACGCAAACCUCGUUCUACGCCUAUGAAAAGGAGAAAAAAACGGGGCGUUCGUCGUCGUGCUGGUCGAUGUGGUGUACGUCGCCGCAUGAUUAUUGAUAUUCACUUAGAAGUCUUAAACGAAUGUCAAAAAGGCGAUCUGCAUUCGAAGAAGGAAGACUUUUUUAAAAUUUUGGUUCAAGAAUUUAUGGGAAGUGAGUUCAUAAAAGAAGAACCUGUUCCUCAGGAACAGGUUCAGGAUUCGUGUUCCGCGUUUAGGGUUAAUUUUCCUAUGGAACAGGUCCCAAGUUCAGAUUCCGGUUUUAGUGAAGAAGACUUUAUUCCUAAGGAAGAUGUUCCUGUGGAACAGGUUCCAUGUUCGGAUUCCGGUUUUAGGGGAGGAAGACUUUGUUCUUAA
Messenger RNA from Plasmodium coatneyi, 3147 nucleotides. Its product is annotated as SICA antigen. The transcript has 7 exons. Bases 1 to 3147 code for a protein of 1048 amino acids. The record is from RefSeq and is a predicted model, not a curated record. Lineage: Eukaryota; Apicomplexa; Aconoidasida; Haemosporida; Plasmodiidae.